This is a messenger RNA of Colletotrichum gloeosporioides, 915 nucleotides long. RefSeq lists its product as uncharacterized. Lineage: Eukaryota; Fungi; Ascomycota; Sordariomycetes; Glomerellales; Glomerellaceae. Gene Ontology annotation, molecular function: hydrolase activity. The record is from RefSeq and is a predicted model, not a curated record. The transcript has a single exon. The coding region runs from base 1 to 915 and encodes 304 amino acids.
AUGCCUCUCUUCUCCCGCAACCCCUCCGUGCCUAUCUUCUACCUCGACCAGGGGCCCAAGGAGAACCCGCCCGCGACGGUCCUCCUCGUCCCGGGCCUCUCCUGCGACAUGCACGACUGGUCCUGGCAGGUCCCCUUCCUCCUCGCCCACAACCUCCGCGUCAUCUCCAUCGACCCCCGCGGACAGGGCCGCUCCGCCGCCCCGCCUCCAACAUCCCCGCACCGCCAACCACCCGGCUCCUGGCCCGGCCCCGACGGCUCCGCGGACCCGGCCGUCGUCGAUUACUACCCGCAGUCCACGGCCCUCGACGCGAUCGCCCUGCUGGCGCACCUCAACGUCACAAAGGACCUCGUCGUGAUGUCCCACUCCCUCGGCGACGCGGCGGGCUACUUCAUCGCUACGGCGCUCCCCGGCACCGUCGUCGCGUGCGUGGGCCUCGACCCGAUCCACGCGUACCCUCGCUCCCCGCACGACAGCAUGUUCUUUGACUCACCGAAAAACAUCGUGCCCAUGCUCGUGGACCACUUCGACAAGACCAUGUACUCGCCCGCGUGCCCGGCGUGGCAGCGCACGUGGCACCUGCGCCGGAUGCAGCAGCUCGACGACGAUGUGGCGUUCGGGCUGUGCUGGGGCGGCUGGGGCGACGCGGGCGACUCGCCGGGGCGCCGCGAGGCGAGCGUCGCGGCGAACGCUGGCCGGCUGAAGUGUCCGCGGCUGACGGUCGGCAGCGUGGACUGGUACGUCGAGACGGACCGGACGCACAUGCCCAAGGGCGACGAGGCGCUGGACGAGAUCGUGCUGAUGGAGGGUUGGGGGCACUGGUUUCAUCAGCUCAAGAGCGAGGAGUUUAAUGCGACGCUGGAGGCUUGGUUGGAGAAGAUUGGUGUGUUGCAGAAGGUGAAGAGUGCCGCGUAA